This is a messenger RNA of Papaver somniferum (opium poppy), 1684 nucleotides long. RefSeq names its product trihelix transcription factor ASR3-like. The coding region runs from base 293 to 1378 and encodes 361 amino acids. The transcript is spliced from 3 exons. NCBI's taxonomy places the organism in Eukaryota, Viridiplantae, Streptophyta, Magnoliopsida, Ranunculales, Papaveraceae. The record is from RefSeq and is a predicted model, not a curated record.
GGAAAAUCACUAUUUGAUAUCAUCAAAUCAACAAGAAUUAGUAAAAGAUCUUAAUACCCUCCUCACCUCUUCUUAAUUAAAACCCCAGAAACCCUAAUCCCACACAACCACCCCUCUAAUAAACCCCCCUCCCCCUCCCCCUCCCUCGAUAUUUCAUAAUAAUCUUCCUCUCUUUUUCUCUCAUGGGGGCACUGACCCUUUUCUUCUAAACCCCGAACUUCCCCUCCACCCCGUUACAUCAAAACGGAACGUCUCUAGUCAAAAAAAUAAAAAAAAACCACAGUUAUUAUCCAUGUCAGAUACAAUAGACGACGGUAAAUCUCCAAGCGUUGCUGUAAAUAACGGCGCGGAAGGUACCAAUACCAUCACUACCACCACCAGUAAUACUACAGAUGAUGGAAACAGACCACCAAGAUUACCAAGAUGGACAAGACAUGAGAUACUUGUGUUGAUACAGGGAAAAAAAGUUGCAGAGAAUCGGGUCCGUAGAGGUAGAACAGGUACCGGUUCUUCUUCAGCUUUUGGUUCAAAUCCGUUGGAACCGAAAUGGGCUUCCGUUUCUACGUACUGUAAACAUCAUGGGGUUAACCGUGGUCCGGUGCAGUGUAGGAAACGAUGGAGUAAUCUUGCCGGGGAUUUUAAGAAGAUUAAGGAAUGGGAAAGUCAGAUUUUGGAAGAGACUGAGUCUUUUUGGGUUAUGAGGAAUGAUUUGAGGAGAGAAAGGAAAUUGCCUGGUUUUUUUGAUAGAGAAGUUUAUGAUAUUUUAGAUGGUGGGGUUGUUGCACCCUUGGCGGCCACCGGAGAUGUUGUCGAGGAGGAUGUAACGGUGACGGCGACUCAGGAAGAUGGUGGGGGAAGAGUUGUUGGGGAGGAUGAUGGUGUUGUCCAACUGUCUGGUAGCGGUGGUGGUGGUGGUCAAGAUGAGAGAGGAGGAGGAGAAAGUCACAAGGAGACUUGUUCAAAGAUGGUUCCACCUCCUCAGCCUAUGCCAAUUUCAGCAGAAAAGAGAUUUCAAGUGGCAUAUAAAGAUUCUCCCAGUCAAGGCCCGACGAAUGAAACUCAGGCACAAACCUCUAAUCCAGAUAAAAGAGCGUUUGUAAGUUCAUCAGAAGACGGAUCUAAGAGAAGGAGGCGAUCAUCACCUUCACCAGAUAGAGGUCGGGGUGGUGGUGAUGUGGAGAAGGAUCAGCUCAUCAGUAUGCAGGAACAUUUGAUAAAAGUUUUAGAGACGAAUAAUAAAAUGCUGACUGCGCAACUUGAAGCUCAGAAUUUGAAUUCUCAGUUGGAUAGAGAACAAAGAACAAAUGAUACCAACAGCUUAGUUGCUGUAAUUAGCAAACUUGCCGAGUCUAUCUCGAAGAUUGCAGACAAGUUAUAACAAACAAAAAAGAAGAAGGCCAGUAGCAAGAAGAAUCUUCAUUGUCAGAGGAGGGGGGGUGUGUAUAGCAGAGUUAGAGAUUGAAGGAGAAAUUUUAAAUACUAGUUUGAAAAUUUUCUUAUGAAACAAAAUAUAGUAGGCAUCAAUCAUAUUCAUUAUAGAUAGAGAAAAAUUGGAGGGUGGGUUUGGAAGAUUUGAACAAUUUUUUCCUUUUCUUUUUCUUAUUACAGUUUAUACUUAUUGGUUUUUGAACAGAUGAUUUGAGUUCUAUUCUUUGCACAGUUUCCUUUUAAGUGUCUUGUAUUC